AUGGCAUCACUGUUUUCCGUUCAUAAUGGCUUUUCUACCCUUUUUUGGGAAGCCACUUGGUUGAAUGAUCUCCCUUUGAAAGAAGUGUUCCCGGAUUUAUACGAUAUUUCGCGUUUAAAGUAUGUUUCGGUGGCGGCUAUGGGUGGUUGGAAGGAAGGAAUGUGGGUGUGGGGAGAUUUUGGCUUGUCGGCAAGGGAGGUGGAAGUUUUAUGCUUGGAGGCGGUUUAUGAGGAGUUUAUUGGGUGGUUGGAGGAUUUUGUAGAUUGGAAGGAGGGAAGGGAUUCCGUUGAGUGGAAGGAUUCCGAGGAGAAGGUUUUUACGGUUGCUUCUUGCUACAAUUUCUAUAACAAUCUUCGUCUUCAUUAUGGCCCCGCUAAUAGGAACGACGAGGCUUUUGAAUUGUUGUGGAAAUUGGAUGUUCCGUUUAAAAUCAAGGCUUUCGGGUGGAGACUUUUUCGCGAUAGGCUUCCGGUGAAAGAAUUGUUGAAGAACCGAGGUAUUCCUAUUCCUUUGGAUGAUUUAAAUUGCUCUUUUUGUGAUAAUUCGUUGGAAUCUAGUUCCCACUUAUUUUUUAGUUGUUUGGUGGUGAAAAAUAUUUGGAGUGAGAUAGCUAAUUGGGUUGGUAAAGGGGAUAGAGUAGAUGUCGAGUGUUUGUCGAAUUUUAUGGAUUGGCACUUGUUCUUUAGAAGUAAAAAAGUUAAAGUUAGGAAGUUAGGUGUGGUUUGGCUUGCCACCACUUGGAUUAUUUGGUUAGUAAGGAAUGGAGCUUGUUUUCGGAAGGAUGAAUGGAACGUGAAUAAUACCGUGUGGAAUAUUAAGCAUUUGGUUUGGAGGUGGUCUUUUUGCGGGAAAAUUACUCAUCCCAAUUAUUCUCUCUACGAGUUUUGCAAGGAUCCUUUGCAUUUUUUGUCGUAG
Molecule: messenger RNA, 915 nt
Organism: Vicia villosa (hairy vetch)
Lineage: Eukaryota; Viridiplantae; Streptophyta; Magnoliopsida; Fabales; Fabaceae
Exons: 2
Coding region: 1-915 (304 amino acids)
Source: RefSeq, a predicted model, not a curated record